Messenger RNA from Hordeum vulgare subsp. vulgare (domesticated barley), 4849 nucleotides. Its product is annotated as disease resistance protein Pik-2-like. Gene Ontology annotation, molecular function: ADP binding. The transcript is spliced from 8 exons. Gene Ontology annotation, biological process: defense response to other organism. The record is from RefSeq and is a predicted model, not a curated record. The coding region runs from base 1609 to 4500 and encodes 963 amino acids. NCBI's taxonomy places the organism in Eukaryota, Viridiplantae, Streptophyta, Magnoliopsida, Poales, Poaceae.
UUAGAUGUUCUGUGGUGCACUGCCCCUUCCUUAGCUCUAUGAUCUGCUUGUAUUCUGGCGAAAUAUUCAAGUUUGGUGUAAUGUGGUGACCAGUCAACUAACUACAGAUUUAUACACUGUAUUACGCAGUUCUCCAGCAAAUUCUUCUCUUUAUGUAUACAUACACAUUUGUUGGAGCAAAACGGAAGAAAUAGAUUCCCCUCAACAAUGUUAAGGAUGCUUUUGUUGUUCCUUCUGUUGUUUCAUGUGGAGUAGCUAGCCCGGGAUAGGGUUCAAAGCAGCCUGGCACUAAUAUGCAGGGUUAGAAACAGUCUGAGAGGCAGAAAACCUGGGUUGAACAGAACAAGAGCUGCUUCCCAGAUUGUUCAGGAUGCUAGCUACUCGACGUGAAACAACAAAAGGAUGAAGACGUACUAAUCUGCUGCUGCUGCUGCUGUAAUUAUCACUGUAAUUAUCCUUACACGGACUAUGCGGACACGUCUGCCUGUAUCCCUACAGGUUGUUCAACUAUCGCUGUCUCCAUUAUCAGCUUAACAUCUCACUCCUGUAGGAAACAAUCAUCAGUGCUGAACUGAGUGAUGAGUUGAUCUUCUGCUGAUUUGUUCAACACCUGCAGGUCAAUCCUAGAUAGUGUUAUCUUAAGUAAACAGCCAUCCAUAAAAAAAGGAGGGAGCACCUAAGAAAUAAUUUAGAGGCCAACAACCUGCUGGUGUAGGGGCCCUGCUGGAGAUGCUCCAAGAAAACAAAUGACCAAUCCUUCCAUGCAACGCCAUAUUAUAUGCUAGUGUAAUGCUACCAAUAGACACAACCUCUGUUAAAAAUGUAACCGAUUCAUCAACCAUAAAAUAGACACAACUUGCCUCACCCGUUGACCUCCUAGCCGAGCUCCUCAGCCUUACUUGGCAGUCCCAUCUACAUCUGGACCAGCUAAUCUCUGAUCUCCUUUCUUGGUGUGGUAUCUCUGGCGACUCCAUUCUUCAGUGCGGCUGAACAACAAGUGGUUAUUGAUUUCUGUCAAGACUUGAGAUCGAGCCAGCUUGCAUUUGGUUGCGGAAAUAUUACUUGCCUGCAGAUCGACCGAACCACUACAGCUCUUGUUUACCUGGCAUCGCAGCAGCCUUACUUGGUCAUCCCCUGCUCAUCUGGACGAACUAGUCUUGAUCUCUUUUCUUCGUGUGGUAUUCCGGUGACUGCAUUAUUUAUUGCGGUUGAACAAGAAGUGGCUGUUGAUUUCUGUCAAGGGAACUUGAUCUGUGGUGCGCCACUCUCCUGUCUUGCAGAUUGUCCGAGCCAACUACACUUCUUAUUUGCCUCGCAUCGCAGCAGGUAAAUCUUUUGAGCUAGUUUGGUUGUCUCAGGGUACGAUGGCAUGGUUCACCAAUGGUAAGAAGUUUAAUUGUCACCUCUCUUAGCGAUGGGCUAGCCGGCUGUGGGCAUCCAGGAGCUGGUGGCCUGUCGAGUGGGUGUACCAGAACAAAUUCACCUGCUCGUCCUUGGUAAACAGAGUUAACUUUUGAAAGAUGUGAAUGCUACAAAAUAGAUGGAACAGAUCCAGAUGUUUUAAAUCUGAAUGAACGUGCAGCACAAACCAAAGAUCGGGCGACUGUGAUGGAGGCUGUAGUGAGCGCCUCCCAUGGCGCCGUGCAGAUUCUGUUGAGGAAGCUUGGCAACAUCCUCGCCACCAAAUACACGCUUCUCCAUGGCAUUCGUGGGGAGAUCCAGGAGCUCAAGGAUGAGCUUGAGAGCAUGACCGCGUGUCUCCGCGACCUCGCAGACAAUGAUGAUCACAACGAACAAACUAUGACUUGGAUGAAACAAGUGAGGGAGGUCGCGUUUGAUGUGGAGGACUGUAUGGACAGGUUCUGCCAUCACCUCAGCAGGAACCAUGGAGACCGUCAUGGACUCCUGGAAUACCUCCAUAGGAUGUUCAACAUGGUGCGAACAUUGAGGGUGCGGCACAAGGUGGCCACCGAUAUCCAGUGCCUCAAGUCUCGUGCCCAGAAAGUGAGUGACCGGAAGCUCAGGUACACGUACAGUCUAGACGACUCGGCUGGGCGGUCGGGCAAAGCACUUGGCACUUCGUACAGCCACCUCGGCAGUUUGGACCGCUGGCUGCCAGCAAUCCAUGGUGACGGGCCCGGGCUAGUCGGGAUGGGCAAAAUGACUGAUGCUGUGGUCGGGCUGCUCAACGAGCAACGCCUGGCAACGGUGGGUCCCCGAGUGCUGUCCAUGGUGGGGUUCGGUGGCGUCGGCAAGACCACCCUCGCGACGACCGUAUACAACAGCCCAAAGUUGGGUGGCAUCCAAUGUCGCGCUUUCAUUCCGGUGUCCCAAACAUACGACGUUCGUUCUCUUCUGGAGUCCAUGCUGAAACAGCUUUUAGCUUCGGCUAAAAAAGAUAAAAAUGAUGAUCCCCUCAAGAACAUUAAAGACUGGGAUGAAAGAGAUUUAUUUGUCAAGAUCAAACAACAUUUGGCUGACAAGAGGUACUUGAUCAUUCUGGAUGACGUUUGGCGAGCAGCUGCAUGGGAUCAGCUAAAUGUAGCUAUUCCUCGUAAUAAUAAUCAGGGCAGCAUAAUAAUUACUACACGCAGUCAGGAGGUAGCGGAAAAUUGCUGCACCUCUUCCAAUAUCUAUAAAAUGAAUCGGUUAGACAAGGGUGAUUCAGAGAAGCUAUUCUUCAAGACAGUAUUUAAUCCAGGGCAAUGCCCGAUUGAUCUGCUGGAAGUCUCCAAGGUCAUAUUGAGAAGGUGCAACGGUCUACCUCUAGCUAUAGUGAGCAUAGGACGAAUGCUAGCCCGGAGGCAAAACCAGACACCAGCAGAAUGGCAAACAGUAUGUAAUAGGCUGGGUUCUGAACUAGAGACAAACCCCACUUUGGAGGGAAUGAGACGGAUACUUUCUCUCAGCUACAGUGAUCUGCCGUACCAUCUGAAAGCAUGUUUCUUAUACCUGUGUGCUUUCCGUGAGGAUUCUGAGAUCAGAAUAGGCUCUCUGAUUAGACGGUGGGCGGCCGAAGGCUUGAUCAUUGGAAUGUAUGACCGCAGUUUGGAGGAGAUUGCUCAGAUUUAUUUGGACGAGUUUGUCAGUAGAAGCAUUGUCAUCCCUGAAAAGUUUGGCUGCAGCGGCAAGAUUAAGAGUUGUAAAGUCCACGACAUGAUGCUAGAAGUUAUCAUCGCCAAAUCUGUCAAGGAAAAUUUCAUCUCGUUCCUAGGGAGCGGUCAAUACAACACAACAGCAGGCCAUGACAAGGUACGACGGCUCUUCAUCCAUACUGGUGGCACCAAGGAGAAGAUAACUUUUCCCAGCAAGAACAUAGUCCAUACCCGUUCACUGACAAUUCUGGACAGCACUGUGAAACCUGUACCUAUCAAGUUUUCUGAUUUGAAACUUAUAAGGGUUUUAGAUCUUGAAGGAUGUAGAUGGUUAAGCGAUAAAAACCUCAAGGAGAUUUGCAAACUGUCUCUGCUGAGAUACCUCAGCCUUAGAAAUACUGCCAUACCCCAACUACCCAAUUCAGUAGGAAAACUUAAAGAAUUGGUGACACUGGAUGUGAGGGAAACUUCUGUCGUUGAAUUUCCGAAAGGCAUUACUCAGCUCCAGAAUCUGAAUCAUCUACUUGUAGGCAGUUAUGCCUAUUACACGAGGACACGAAGUGUCAAGCAUUUUGGGUGGAGUGAAGGAGCGAAGGUGCCACUUGGAUUAGGGAAUAUGGGUGCCCUCCAGAGAAUCUCUCAUGCAGACAUUUCUACAGAGAAAAGCUCGCGUGCAAUGCGUGAGCUGGGAAAAUUGUGCCAGUUGACCAGACUUUGUGUAGUCAACAUGAAGGAAGCAAAGUUUUGGAAACCCUUUGCUGAGUCUUUGGAUGAGCUUAGCAACUCUCUUCGCUAUCUAAUGGUUGUGGACGGUUCACUGGAAGGCGAGGAGCUGGAAUUCUUAGUACGCCUGAAGAAUCCCCCUCUGUUUUUGCAGAGCCUGCAUUUGAAGGGACGGCUAACUAAGCUGCCUGACUGGGUUUCAUCGCUCAAUAACUUGGCCAGUCUGUCGCUUAGAGAAACUUACCACUUGACUGAGGCAUCCUUUAAGGUUCUAGGGAAACUCCCCAGUCUUGUUUCUCUCAAGCUAUACUGCUGGGGAUAUGCUGGGAGUGCCUUACGUUUUGAAGAGGACAUGUUUCUCCAACUGAAGCAAUUGGUCGUGGAUAAUUUGGAAAAUCUCGAGAAACUCAGCUUCCGUGGGGGUGCACGUAAUCUUGAGAGGCUCACAUUGGCCUUCCUGAGGGUGCCCAGUAGAGGCAUUCAUGGCAUUGGAAAAGAAAACCUGCGUCAUCUAAGAGAAGUUGAGUUCUUCGGCGUCAUUGUAGAGUCUAUCUUUGACCAGGUGUUUGAGGCGGCCAAAGAAUAUCCAAAUCAUCUGAAAGUCACCAGGGAGGAUCGACCUACUACGGAAGCUCCACAAGGACCCGCCCAGCAAGUGGACAACACCGGCCCAGUUAUGUAGGGACGGGGAGCAGUGAGCAGGAGCCAACCGACCAGCAGGUGGAUAUGCCUGCACUACGAUGCGAAGAUGAAGAUGACGAGGCAACACCAGCUUGGCGUGUGCCGCCUUCUACGUGUCCUCACGCUUAUAUCUUGUGAUGUGUAUAACUACAUGCUCUGUAUUUUCUGAACUUAGGUUGAACGAUCGAUUGUUGCGCCAGGUUUUUCGUCCCAUGGUUGUACUAUUACAAAGUGGUAGUUCAACUAGUGGGUUUUCCUGGCGCGCAUCGAACUUGAAUAUCUAUUUUGUUUUGCCUUUAUAGUGCACUGUUUUCUCUGUAUUGGUAAUGAAAAUUGGGUGUUGCCUAUAA